Molecule: messenger RNA, 1837 nt
Organism: Gadus macrocephalus (Pacific cod)
Lineage: Eukaryota; Metazoa; Chordata; Actinopteri; Gadiformes; Gadidae
Gene: ldlrap1a
Product: low density lipoprotein receptor adaptor protein 1a
Exons: 9
Coding region: 122-961 (279 amino acids)
Cellular component (GO): early endosome
Source: RefSeq, a predicted model, not a curated record
CCCCGCCCACUGCCAGAGGUUCAAAUUCAAGUCCGCAGCAGCAUCAGCGUCAACAACAUUCCUCGGUCCGAAGUCGUCACUACAACACAACUUUGAUCAACGUUUUGACAUCCGUACCUCGAUGGAUGCCAUUCGGUCCGCGGGGAGAGCCAUCAUCCGAAGCCCAAGCAUGGCGAAACAAUCCUGGAGCGCCGGUAGACACAAAAAACUCCCGGAGAACUGGACAGACACACGGGAGACCAUCCUGGGAGGCAUGACCUUUAACCUCCGGCACCUGGGCAUGACCCUUGUGGACCAGCCCAAGGGGGAGGAGCUGUCAGCCGCCGCCGUGAAGCGCAUCGUGGUAACGGCCAAAGCCAGUGGGAAGAAGCCCCCAAAGGUUUCCCUCAAGGUCUCCCCUCAGGGAAUCGUCCUCCACGACAGACUCACCAGCCGCCUCCUAGACACCAUCUCUAUUUACAGGAUAUCUUACUGCACAGCGGACAAGCUUCAUGAGAAGGUGUUUGCCUACAUCGCCCAGAACACACAGAACGGGACCCUGGAAUGUCACGCUUACCUGUGCUCCAAGAGGAAAGAGGCCCAGGCUGUGACCCUCACCGUAGCCCAGGCGUUUAAGCUAGCUUUCGAGCUCUGGCAAGUGGCCAAAGAAGAGAAGGAACAGAGGGUGAAGUCUGGUUCGGAAGGGGAGGACAGCAACAGUUCCCAGUCUCAGAGAUCUAGCAGUGUGGGAAGCCUGAAAGACGCGGACGUUCCUACAGAGAAGCUUCUGGACUUUGGAGAGCGGGUUGUGGACGUCCACACGCCCCUGGAGAAGGACAACAACAACGACGGGCCUGGCGCGGAAAUGGGGGAGGAUUUGGAUGAGGCGUUCUCGAGCCGUGCUCUGGAUAGCUAUGGUUCCUCUCCAGGUAAUGCCCAGUACUUGGCCUCCCUAACCCCUCGCAGUUGUCUCUCUCGCUAACAUAAACCUCCAGUCCACCCCAGUCACUACUCCACCCUAACCACGUAGUAAAGUAGUCCACUUUGGCUUGCUCUCAAUACUCUCAAAUGUUAAAAUCUCAUCUGUUAAUUUUCCAUAAAUUGAAGCAAUGAAAAGUCAGUUUUGGAUUAUUGAACUCGAGUCAAAGUGAAUCUCUGCUUCAUUCAGUCAAAUAGCAAACCCAUUUACUCUGUUGUUCAGAGGGUACAUCAAACUCCAUGUCAUUUCCUCCCCCACAAUAUGUGACCUCCAAUGUAGAAAACGUCUUACACUAAUCCUGGUGGCGUGCGGCCUCACGUGCGCUGCGUCAUAACUCCGCAAUCCAGCGUUAUCCCCAGGACGGAAGAAUGUGGUCUGAACUGAAGGGAUUCCUGUAUACCCGCUCCAGGCUCUGCUAAGCUGUUGUACGUGGAUACGCAACAGCACUCAAAACGUUUAGUUUUUCCGCCGUUACGAUUGGCACGUAGAAGCAGAAAACGCCAGCAACGAGGCCGAUCCGGCAGCUCCUCUCGCCGUCCCACCGUGUUUCCCUUCAUACCAUUCCUUUAACUAACUAGAAUUCUGGCUUUUCUUCAUGUUGUAAUCGUCGUGGUCCUCCUCUCCUUUCGCCCCUCCUGUAGACUGGCAGUGUCUCGUACUAACCCCCAGGUCUUGGACGUUGGGGUGACGCCCCAGGAUUGGCUGCUGGAGCCCGACUGGGAUGUAGCUGGCGGAGAAGACGCCAGUGGCACCAGCCCCCCCGUGGACAUGCUGCUCAGCUUCUGACCAGUGAUUUGUCUUUGCUGAGACACGGAGAUACACUUCCCCCCUCUCUAACAGGCACACGUACACAUACACACAUGCAAGCGUACACACACA